Molecule: messenger RNA, 2631 nt
Organism: Orbicella faveolata
Lineage: Eukaryota; Metazoa; Cnidaria; Anthozoa; Scleractinia; Merulinidae
Product: threonine--tRNA ligase 1, cytoplasmic-like
Biological process (GO): threonyl-tRNA aminoacylation
Cellular component (GO): mitochondrion; cytoplasm
Molecular function (GO): ATP binding; threonine-tRNA ligase activity
Source: RefSeq, a predicted model, not a curated record
CUGGAUGUAGUAACUUCAUGGAGAAAUAUGGAGAACUGAGUUAUUUUGGAUCCAAAUCAUGAGUCUUAAAAGGAACAAAAACGAAAGCCCUGGCUGACUAAGGAACACUACCGCUCUGACAGAUGCCUUUGAUUGGAUAAUCGUGGAGGACACUUGUGCCUGUUAUGUCAAUAUCAGACACUGCAGGAUAUUAUGAUCAGGAUCUUAGCUGUUACACUGCGACGUCAAAUCAACUCGACGAUUUUUAAACCACAGAAGUCGAAAAUCACGUUUGGUUAUGAAGGAGUAUUUCGCCAAUUUCGACCUGGAGGACGACAGCGAUCGUUUUGUUACUGUGCAUCUGGACCUAUUAAAGCUGCUGACGAUGCAGUGGAGUAUCCUUUAGAGUUGAACCCACCUCCAGCGUUUAUAGCUGAGAGAGACAUAUUAUUUGACAGGCUGAAGGCAGAGUAUGAUGUCAAAAUUGAAGCCAAAGAGAAGACACCUAUCAAGAUCACAUUACGGGAUGGUAAAGUAGUAGAUGGACUGGCAUGGAAGACUACACCAUAUGAAAUUGCAAGCUCCAUCAGCCAAGGGCUUGCUGAUAACACUGUUGUUUGUAAGGUUAAUGGUGAAGUUUUUGACUUGGAUAGAGUCUUGGAAGGAGAUUGCACCCUAGAAUUUCUUAAAUUUGAAGAUGAUGAAGCCAAAGCAGUGUUCUGGCAUUCUAGUGCACAUAUCAUGGGUGAAGCAAUGGAGAGACACUAUGGAGGUCAUCUGUGUUAUGGGCCGCCGAUAGAGGAGGGUUAUUACUAUGACAUGUUCUUGGAUGGAAGGCAGGUGUCCUCAAAUGACUAUUCUUCUUUGGAUACUUUAACGAAAAACAUUGUGAAGGAGAAACAGCCUUUUGUAAGACUUGAGAUAUCAAAGGAAGACCUCUUAGUGAUGUUUAAGUACAAUGAAUUCAAGUGCAGGAUUAUAAGGGAAAAGGUGAAAACACCAACUACCACUGUGUACAAUUUAUUUCCUGCAGCCAAAGCAGUGUUCUGGCAUUCUAGUGCACAUAUCAUGGGUGAAGCAAUGGAGAGACACUAUGGAGGUCAUCUGUGUUAUGGGCCGCCGAUAGAGGAGGGUUAUUACUAUGACAUGUUCUUGGAUGGAAGGCAGGUGUCCUCAAAUGACUAUUCUUCUUUGGAUACUUUAACGAAAAACAUUGUGAAGGAGAAACAGCCUUUUGUAAGACUUGAGAUAUCAAAGGAAGACCUCUUAGUGAUGUUUAAGUACAAUGAAUUCAAGUGCAGGAUUAUAAGGGAAAAGGUGAAAACACCAACUACCACUGUGUACAAGUGUGGGCCACUGAUUGACUUGUGCCGAGGACCUCAUGUAAGGCAUACUGGAAAGAUAAAGGCUAUGCAAGUCACUAAGAACUCUGCUACAUACUGGGAAGGAAACUGUGAAGCAGAAUCUCUUCAGAGACUUUAUGGAAUCUCAUUCCCAAAUGAUAAACAGAUGAAAGAAUGGAAGAAGUUUCAGGAGGAGGCUGCAAAAAGAGACCACAGAAAAUUAGGAAGGGAUCAUGAACUGUUCUUCUUCCAUGAGUUGAGUCCUGGCAGCUGUUUCUUUUUACCAAAAGGAGCUCAUAUCUACAACAGUCUUAUUAACUUCAUCAAGGAAGAGUACAACAAGCGAGGAUUCCAGGAAGUUAUUUCACCAAACAUUUACAGUACCAAGCUGUGGGAAACAUCAGGUCACUGGCAGCAUUACUCAGAAAACAUGUUCUCUUUUGAGGUGGAGAAGGAGCGCUAUGCUUUGAAGCCCAUGAAUUGUCCAGGACAUUGUGUAAUGUUUGAUCACCGUCCCCGGUCAUGGCGUGAACUUCCUCUAAGGAUGGCUGACUUUGGAGUUCUCCAUCGUAAUGAACUGUCUGGUACACUGACUGGACUGACCAGGGUGAGAAGAUUCCAACAGGAUGAUGCCCACCUCUUCUGUAGACCAGAUCAGAUUGGUGAUGAAAUUAAAGGCUGCCUGGAUUUCCUCAAAUUUGUCUACAGCAAGUUUGGUUUCUCCUUCAAACUUUUCCUGUCCACAAGACCUGACAAGUACAUGGGUAAACUGGAGCUGUGGGACAGUGCAGAGAAGGAACUGGAAAAGUCUUUGAAUGAAUUUGGAAUGCCUUGGACAUUGAACCCAGGAGAUGGAGCAUUCUAUGGACCAAAGGUACAGUAAGUUGAUAGCUUUAUAGCCCAUCAGGCCAGUGCUUAUCUCUGGUUUCUGUAGCAUGAGUUGACUAGGAGUAUUUCUACCCACCCCCCUACCCCUCUUAGAUGGGAUGCUAGCCCAUUGCAUGGUUACCCCCAAGUAUUAAAUUCACAGGUUCCCAUUAUUUUAUACACCUGGGUGGAGAGAGGCACUGUGAGAGUAGAGUGUCCUGCCCAAGAACACAACAGAAUGUCACCAGCCAGGCUGAGGGGCCUCGUCUACUUGAAAACUUGAAACUGCUUUAUUUAAAAUGCUAUUGCUUAAAUCCUUAAUGCCUAGGUGUGGAUUACGUCAGUGCAAAAAAGUUUUUCUUUUCACUGACACCUAUCUUCUCUUUGCUAAGUGGCACAUGAGAUAAUUCUUUUAAUUCCGAGAAAACAAGUCUACUUUCCC